Messenger RNA from Schistocerca americana (American grasshopper), 1294 nucleotides. It is a transcript of the gene inc, whose product is annotated as BTB/POZ domain-containing protein KCTD5. Gene Ontology annotation, molecular function: cullin family protein binding. Lineage: Eukaryota; Metazoa; Arthropoda; Insecta; Orthoptera; Acrididae. Gene Ontology annotation, biological process: proteasome-mediated ubiquitin-dependent protein catabolic process; protein homooligomerization. The coding region runs from base 33 to 674 and encodes 213 amino acids. The record is from RefSeq and is a predicted model, not a curated record. Gene Ontology annotation, cellular component: Cul3-RING ubiquitin ligase complex; cytoplasm. The transcript has 5 exons.
AUGUCAAACAUUGGGCAUUCUGGGGAGGCAACAUGGCGGACAUGUGUGUUACACACACACAUGAGGAAGAGAAUAAUUCAACAAAUGUAGGAAAUAAACAGUGGGUGAGAUUAAAUGUCGGCGGAACAUAUUUCCUGACUACCAAGACAACUUUGUCACGUGAUCCUAAUUCCUUUCUGUUUCGGCUGUGUCAGGAAGACUCAGACCUCAUAUCAGAUCGAGACGCAACAGGAGCGUACUUAAUUGACAGAGACCCGAUGUAUUUCAGUCCCAUACUUAAUUACUUAAGGCAUGGAAAACUAGUCAUCAAUAAGGACCUUGCUGAAGAAGGUGUUCUUGAAGAGGCAGAGUUUUAUAACAUAACAGAUCUCAUUGGACUUAUUAAGGACCGGAUUUGUCAUAGAGAUAGUAGACCGCUUCGAGAUUCUAAGAAACAUGUGUACAGAGUUCUUCAAUGUCAUGAGGACGAACUCACACAGAUGGUAUCGACGAUGUCGGAUGGAUGGAAAUUUGAGCAGCUUAUCAACAUAGGGUCACAGUAUAAUUAUGGUAAUGAAGAUCAUGCAGAAUUUUUGUGUGUCGUGUCGAGGGAAUAUGGAGCCUCUCUGAACUCUCAAGGGACUGAACCAACAGACAGGGCAAAGGUUUUGCAGCAGAAAGGAUCACGGAUGUGAGAUAAACUGCAUAAAAGGUUAAUACAAAUUGAAAAUGAGAUCAAUUGCACAAGUGGCUCUGUGUUCACCUAUGAGGCACCAGACUGAACAUUUGAACCCAUGAGAUUCUGAACACUGAAACAUGUUCUUGGAGUGUUAAUUUUGGGAUGCUUUAUGCUUUGCUCUACGCAAAUUCAGAAUGUGAACUUUAUCUACAGAAAGUUAUUAGUUGGUUUUCAAGAAUGAACUCUUAAGUCAGUUGUUUGAAAUGCAGUUGGCCGGGUUAGUAAUUGGAAUGCUACUGCACUAGGAGAAUUGAAUGGAAUGGAAACACAUUCUAAACUGUGUUACGUUUAAAAUAAAAAUAGAUUAAUUAAAUAAUGGUGACUUUCACCGAAAUGAAAAUUAAUGUUACAUUUAAACAAAAAAUACACAUUCAAUUUCAAGUAAAAAUAGAAUAUAAUAGAAAGCCUGUUACUAUAAUAUAAAAUGUAAUUGUGUGUUUUUGUUAUUUAUACCUUUAUUUAUUGAGAACUGGCACCAGGUGCUCAGCAUUUUUGUGUAAUUUGAUGAUAUAUCGUGUGAAACAAUCUAAUUUUUACCUUGCUGUAAAAUAAAUGUACAAUUUUGUAAAAAAAAAA